AUGGCAUCGCAUGUUUAUGCCUUCAUGCUGAAAGAGCGCACUUAUGACUUGCUAGCUGUCGAAGGCUUGGAAGAGCCUGAGCUGGUCGAAACAGCGAUCGACAGACUGGUCAUAGAUCACAACAACAAAGAGUUGAUCAAGGUCAUGGCCCAGGUCUAUACAGAUAGCGACCCCGAUCGGUUCAGUGGGGACUUCAUACGUGGAAAAGGCGAGGGGCAGAUCAUACUUUUGCACGGGCCUCCUGGAACUGGCAAAACGCUCACAGCUGUGUUUCUCAGAGCUCUCGAUUAUUUUGAAGGCAUAUUUUUCUUGACGACGAAUCAUGUUGGUCAAUUCGACGAGGCCUUCAUGUCGCGCAUCCAUCUCUCACUCGGGUAUGACAAGCUAACGAACGACUCGCGUGGCAAGAUAUGGGACAAUAUGUUCAGGAAGCUCCGCGAUGAUCACGAGCGUGGCGGACGAGAAAUACUCUACGAGUAUGACGCGAAGAGCUAUGUCAAGAGCAGAGAGGUACAGGAGCUAGAGUGGAACGGACGAGAGAUUCGAAAUGCCUUCCAGACCGCCGUCGCCUUAGCGGUCUUUGAAGCCAAGAAGGACAAGAGUGGAAGGCCACCCAAGGUGACUGAGGGCCGCCUCAGACAAGUCGUGCAGAUGUCUUCGGCUUUCCCCAAAUACAUGACUGCUGCGCAUAACGGUAUGAACGAAUCGACAUGGGCUUUCAGACAUGGGAAUCGCGAGGACAAGUUUCCAAGCACACCAGCGAAGACUGCGACUUGA
Messenger RNA from Alternaria arbusti, 777 nucleotides. RefSeq lists its product as uncharacterized. The transcript has 4 exons. Lineage: Eukaryota; Fungi; Ascomycota; Dothideomycetes; Pleosporales; Pleosporaceae. The record is from RefSeq and is a predicted model, not a curated record. The coding region runs from base 1 to 777 and encodes 258 amino acids.